Merops nubicus (carmine bee-eater) is the source of this 2700-nucleotide messenger RNA. Its product is annotated as nuclear receptor corepressor 2-like. Gene Ontology annotation, biological process: regulation of transcription by RNA polymerase II. NCBI's taxonomy places the organism in Eukaryota, Metazoa, Chordata, Aves, Coraciiformes, Meropidae. The record is from RefSeq and is a predicted model, not a curated record.
GGCACCCCGGCAGAAGUGCUGUACAAAGGAACCAUUACCAGGAUCAUCGGAGAAGACAGCCCCAGCAGAGCAGAGAAGGCGAGAGAGGAUGCCAUGCCCAAAGGACAUGUCAUCUACGAAGGGAAGAAAGGCCACGUGCUGUCCUACGAGGGUGGAGUUGCUGCUUCUCCAUGUCCCAAAGAAGACAGCAGGAGCUCAGGAGCUUCACAUGAGACCACAGGAACCAAGCGGACCUAUGAUAUGAUGGAGGGGAGGAUCAGCCGCGGCUUAUCAAGCCGGGAUACCUUAUCUGCCAGCAUUGAAGGUCUCAUGGGUCGAGCGAUCCCUCCAGACCGACACAGUCCCCAUAGCCUAAAGGAGCAGCAUCACAUGCGGGGCUCAAUUACACAAGGAAUACCUCGGUCCUACGUGGAGGCCCAUGAGGACUACCUCAGAAGAGAAGCCAAACAGCUCAAGAGGGAAAACACUCCACCAAGGGACUUAUCUGAUGCCUACAAAGUCAGGUCACAUGAGGGCCUUACUCCUCUGAAAAUGAAACCAGCCCACGAAGGCUUGGUGGCCACAGUGAAAGAAGCUGGGAGAUCAAUCCAUGAGAUUCCCCGAGAGGAGCUGAGGCGGACACCCGACAUCUCUCUGACGAGACCUCUGAAGGAAGGCUCCAUCACGCAGGGCACCCCGCUGAAGUACGACAGCAGCUCUUCCUCCUCGGGCACCAAGAAGCACGACGUGCGGUCCAUCAUCGGCAGCCCCAGCAGGACUUUCCACUCCGUGCACUCGCUGGACGUCAUCCAGGACCCGAGGAAUCUGGAGAGAGCUUACGAAGAGAGCCUGAAAAACAGGCCGAGCCCGGUGACAAACUCGGGUGGCUCCAUCGCCAGAGGGGCUCCUGUGAUUGUGCCCGAGCCGGGCAAGCCCCACCAAAGUGCCCUGGCCUACGAGGACCACCAGGCAGGGCACAGCACGGCGUUCAGCAGCCAUUUGCACAGAGGCUCCCCGGUCUCCACGCGGGAGUCCACGCCGCGGCAGCACGAAGGGAGUAUCACUGCCGGGAAGCCCGUGUCCCAGGACAGAAAGAUCACCCCCACGUCACGAGAGCUCACCAACUCCAAGUCUCCACACGCCCCCGUGGCCGACCACCACCACCCCAUCUCCCCGUACGAGCACCUGCUCCGCGGCGUGAGCGGGGUCGACCUGUACCGAGGACACAUCCCGCUGGCUUUCGACCCCGCCGCCAUCCCAGCUGCUGCUUACUACCUGCCGAGGCAUAUGACUCCGAGCCCCACAUACCCCCACCUGUACCCCCCGUACCUCAUCCGGGGAAUCAUCGACCUGUCCCAAGUGCCACAUCUGCCUGUCCUGGUUCCCCCCACCCCUGGCACCUCUGCCACCACCAUGGACCGCAUCACCUACAUCCCCGGGCCCCCCCAGACCUUCGGCAGCCGGCACAGCAGCUCCCCGCUCUCCCCAGGAGGCCCCACACACAUGACCAAACAGUCGGGAUCGUCUGUGUCGGAGCGGGAACGGGAGCGAGAGCGGGAACGGGAAAGGGAGCGUGAAAAAUCCAUCCUAGCAUCCACCACGGUGGAGCAUGCACCCAUCUGGAGACCAGGUACGGAGCAGCCCAGCAGCCGUUCGUCCUCACACUCUCACAGCCACCAGCACUCUCCUGUCUCGCCCCGCACGCACGAGACCAUCCAGCAGCGCCCCAGCGUGCUCCACAACACAAGCAUGAAGAUCAUCUCCUCGGAGACCCCCACCCCUUCCGUCCUGCGAUCCUCCUCCACCACUACCACGUCACCAAUCCGCUCCGCCGCCUUCCCCUCGGCCUCCACCCUGCGCUCCUCCAUCAGUGGGGCAGACGGCUACGCGGCCCCGCUGGACCCGGCCGUCCUGCAGAAAGAGGCCUCGAGGGCACGGGAAGCCAAGGCUGAACGAGCCCAGACUGACAACAACGUCUUCACCUCAAAGCUGCCCAGUGGGGCCAACCUCGAACAGUCGCCUUCGCCCAUCAAAGCCAUGGAGUCAAGAGCUUUACCCGCUUCCGGACCCGGCUCUUCUCAUCACUAUAGCAGAGGACAGGGGAAAAGCCAGCAGCACCAUCACCCGCUGGACCAGCAGCACACAGCCUCGGGCCCCGAGCAGCACAGUAGAGAAAAGAGUCAAAGUAAACCCUUUUCAAUGCAGGAACAGGAGCUCCGAGCACUCGGCUUCCAUGGAGGCUACAGCCCUGAGCGGAUGGAAGCAGUGAGUCCCGUGAGCUCACCCACACUGUCCCAUGAGAAAGGGGCCAAGCUGCUGCAGGAUGUGGAGAAGGGGCACCUGGAGCAUGACCUGAGGCAGAAACAGCAAGGCUCGCUGAAGGCCUCGGCUCCUGAAGCAGCCCACCUGCAGCACCUCCGGGCGCCCCUCCCCGCCCCCCGGCCCCAGUGCCAGCCCCUGCAGUCCAGCCAGAGCAUCAAGGGCAUGAACCAGCGGGUGGUCACCCUGGCCCAGCACAUCAGUGAGGUCAUCACGCAGGACUACACACGCCAUCACCCACAGCAGCUCAACUCCCACAUCCAGACCCCCGUGUACUCCUUCCCCGGGGCCGCGUGCCCCGUGCUGGACCUGCGCCGCACCCCCAGCGAGGCCUAUCUGCAGCAGCAGGAGCACGUGGCCACCUCCAGGAUCUCCCCACAGAACGAAGGUGGCAAAAGGUGA